AUGCGGAAGAAGGUCGACGCGCGGGUCCGCACGCUCAUCGAGAACUCCGUCGCGCUGCGCCACCGCGGCCUCUUUGUCAUCGUCGGCGACAGCGCACGCGAGCAGGUCGUGAACCUGCACUACAUGCUUUCCAAGGCCGCCGUUCGGGCCCGCCCGUCCGUCCUCUGGUGCUACAAGAAGGAGCUCGGCUUCACCACACACCGCAAGAAGCGUAUGCGCCACAUAAAAAAAAUGGCGGCGCGUGGCCUCAUCGAUCCGGAUAAGGACGACCCGUUUGAGCUCUUCAUCUCUUCGACGUCCAUCACGUACUGCUACUACCGCGAGACGACGCGGGUGCUCGGCAACACGUUCGGCAUGCUCGUGCUGCAGGACUUCGAGGCGGUGACGCCAAACGUGCUGGCCCGCACCGUCGAGACUGGCGGCGGCAUCGUCGUGAUGCUUCUCAAGUCGAUGGACUCGCUGCGCCAGCUCUACACGAUGACGAUGGACGCGCACGCUCGCUUCCGCACAGAGGCGCAGCCGCAGCCGUGGCGGGGCCACAGGGCGUGGGGUCCGCGCUUCAACGAGCGCUUCAUCCUCUCUCUCGCCUCGUGCCGCUCCUGCCUCGUGCUCGACGACGAGCUCAACAUCCUGCCCAUCUCGUCGCACGCCGCAGCCAUCACGCCCGUCUCCAAGGGCCUGCGCGAGCUGAAGCGGUCGCUGCGAGAGACGCAGCCGGUCGGCUCGAUCGUGCAGACCGUGCGGACAGUCGACCAGGCAAAGGCGCUCCUCACCUUCGUCGAGGCGGCGGCGGACAAGUCACUCCGCUGCACGGUGGCGCUCACCGCGGCGCGAGGCCGCGGCAAGUCGGCCGCCCUCGGCCUCUCCCUCGCGGCCGCCGUCGCGUACGGCUACGCAAACAUCUUCGUGACGGCGCCCUCGCCCGAGAACUUGCGCACGCUCUUCGAGUUUGUGCUCAAGGGCUUCGACGCGCUCGAGUACAAGGAGCACGCCGACUUCUCCAUCGUUGAGUCGACCAACCCAGAGCUCAAGCAUACCGUCGUGCGGAUCAACAUCUUCCGCGCGCACCGGCAGACCAUCCAGUACAUCCUGCCCAGCGACGCGGCGCUGCUCUCGCAGGCGGAGCUGCUCGUCAUCGACGAGGCAGCCGCCAUCCCGCUGCCGCAGGUGCGGGCGCUGCUCGGCCCGUACCUCGUCUACAUGGCCUCCACCGUCAACGGGUACGAGGGCACCGGCCGCGCCCUCUCCCUCAAGCUCAUCCAGCAGCUGCGCGCAAAGGCGCAGGCCGGCGGCGAGGCGGCCGGCGGCAGCGCCUCGGCCCUGGCCGAGGACCCGGCGCUCGGCGGCCGCACACUGCGCGAGGCGCGUGGCUCCGGGGGGGAGGGUGGGUGGGUCAGCCUCGAGGAGCCGAUCCGGUACGCGCAGGGCGACCCCGUCGAGCGCUGGCUGCACGGGCUGCUUUGCCUCGACGCGACGACCAGUCUGCCGCCCGUGCGCUCGACGCCGCACCCGUCCGAGUGCGAGCUGUACUGGGUCGACCGCGACGCGCUCUUCUCGUACCAUUCUGCGUCGGAGGCUUUCCUGCAGCGCAUGCUCGCGCUCUGCGUCUCGUCGCACUACAAGAACACGCCCAACGACCUGCAGCUCCUCUCGGACGCGCCCGCCCACCAGGCCUUCGUGCUGCUCGGGCCGGUGGACGUGGACGCCAAGCGCCUGCCCGACAUCCUCGCCGUGGUGCAGAUCUGCCUCGAGGGCGACAUCUCGCACGAGUCGGUCCGCCGCUCGAUGGCGCGCGGAGAGACGCCGUCGGGCGACCUCAUCGCGUGGACCGUCUCGCAGCAGUUCCAGGAGCCAGAGUUCGCCUCGCUCUCGGGCGCGCGGGUCGUGCGGGUGGCGGUCCACCCCGACCUCGCCCGGAUGGGCUACGGCUCGCGCGCCCUCGACCUGCUCACCCACUACUACCAGGGCGACGUGCGGCCCCUCAAGCCGCCCGCGGCGGCUGCGCCGCGCGCGGCCGCGGGAGGCGCAGGCGCCGACGGCGCCACCGCGGGCGGACUGCUGCACGAGACGAUCGCGCCGCGCGCGAAGCUGCCGCCCCUGCUGCUCACGCUCGAGCAGCGGCCGCCCGAGCCGCUCCACUGGCUCGGCGCCUCGUUCGGCAUCACGGCGCCGCUGUACGGCUUCUGGCACAAGGGCGGCUUCCGGCCCGUCUACCUGCGCCAGACCAAGAACGAGGUGACGGGCGAGCACACCGCCAUCGUCCUCAAGGCGCUCGACGGCUCGCAGCGCGAGAUGUCGACCCUCGCCGCCGCCGACUGGCUGCCGCUGUACGUCGGCGACUUCCGGCGCCGGCUGAGCGCGCUGCUCGGCGGCGCGCUGCGCGAGAUGCCCACCGCGCUCGCCCUCUCGCUGCUCGACCCGACGCUGCAGCCCGCAGAGGCGCGCGCGCCGACGGCGGAGCAGCUCGAGUUCGUGCUCGGCGCGUACGACCUCAAGCGGCUCUCGUCGUACUCGCGCUCCCUCGUCGACCACCACCUCGUGCUCGACCUCGUGCCGCUGCUCGCGCGGCUGCGCUUCAGCGGCGCGCUCCUCACGCCGCUCUCGUCGGUGCAGGCCGCGAUCCUCGUCGGCGUCGGACUGCAAGGCGACCGCCGCCCCGCCGCCUCCGCUACGAGCGACACAGGCGCCACGUUCGACUCCCUCUCCGCCGAGCUCGGCCUGCCCGUCUCGCAGCUGCUCGCGCUCUUCAACAAGCUGAUGCGCAAGCUGGUGGCACCGCUGCAGGCGGAGGCGGCCAAGGCGGAGGAGGCGUCCCUUCCCGCCCCGUCGGCGGCGCGCGAGGCGUCGGCGCACCUGCAGCCGCUCGGCGGCGACGAGGCGGCGCGCAAGCAGCAGGAGUGGCUCGAGGACGGCGCGCUCGCGCGCUACGAGAUCAAGGGCACAGAGGAGGACUGGGAGGAGGCGCUGGCCGGCAGGGGCGGCCCCGUCACGGGCGUGCUGAGCGUGCGCUCCUCCAAGGAGGGCGAGGCGAAAAAGCGCAAGCUCGGCGGCGGCGGCAAGGCCAAGGACAAGGGGAGAGGGGACAAGCCGCGCAAGAAAUCGCGCUGA
Molecule: messenger RNA, 3108 nt
Organism: Emiliania huxleyi CCMP1516
Lineage: Eukaryota; Haptophyta; Isochrysidales; Noelaerhabdaceae
Exons: 10
Coding region: 1-3108 (1035 amino acids)
Biological process (GO): rRNA acetylation involved in maturation of SSU-rRNA
Cellular component (GO): nucleolus; 90S preribosome
Molecular function (GO): ATP binding; tRNA binding; 18S rRNA cytidine N-acetyltransferase activity
Source: RefSeq, a predicted model, not a curated record